Molecule: messenger RNA, 3817 nt
Organism: Biomphalaria glabrata
Lineage: Eukaryota; Metazoa; Mollusca; Gastropoda; Planorbidae
Product: ubiquitin carboxyl-terminal hydrolase 30-like
Exons: 8
Coding region: 123-1568 (481 amino acids)
Biological process (GO): protein deubiquitination
Cellular component (GO): cytosol; nucleus
Molecular function (GO): cysteine-type endopeptidase activity; cysteine-type deubiquitinase activity
Source: RefSeq, a predicted model, not a curated record
CACAGUUGACAACAUUCAUGAGUAUCAAUUUCAAAAUGGUGGAUAGCAAUACAAUGAUUGCAUCAAUGUAACACACAUAGAGGUUUAAGUCUACCAAUGAUUUAUGUCUUCAUAGUUGUGCUAUGCAAUUAAGAACAAUGGUUCCGCGCUUGAAUUUAUUCAUUGGAUUUGGAGGAACACUUCUCGCUGCUUUAACGGGCGCUUACAUUCUUUGGGGACCAUCUAAAAAACGUCCGAAAGAUAAAUGUAGAGGGCUGGUUAAUAUUGGAAAUUCAUGUUUCCUGAAUUCGUUGCUACAGUCCUGGGCAGCGUGUCCUUCAUUUUACAAUUGGCUCUACACUUCAGUAACAAGUUCUAAAGCUGCUCAUGAGAAACUGUUGUCCAGUACAAUUUUUAAUAUCCUACGAGUGCUUAAUAAUGAAGUGAAGGAUGCCACAGAUCCCUAUAACCCUAGUAGUGUACUUGGAGCACUCCGAGCUAAAAGCUGGGUCAUCACAUCAGAGGAACAGGAUGCACAUGAACUCUUUCAUGUCUUGACGGAGACAUUAGACGAGGAAACAUCCAGCUACCCAAGUGUCUUGUCUCUCUUUGAUAUAUGGCAUUUACAGGAUCCCAAAAAUGUGUAUCAGUCUGAGAAACACGCCAGGACUAGAAGUCAAGGGCUGCUCCCUGUACUGCCCAUGAAAGGUGUCGAGCAGCCAGCGCGGGGACUACUGGCUAGUCAGCUUCAAUGUUUAUCUUGUGGGUCACGAUCACCAGUGAAAUAUGACAUCUUUGAUAGCCUGACUUUAACAUUUCCUAAGAACUAUUGGGGAGCAUUGAGCUUAGAAAGUCUACUGCAUCAGUUUGUAAGUCCAGAAAUUGUGCAGUCAGUUGAUUGUAAAGGAUGCGCGAAAAUAGCCAAAUGUCAGGUUGUCAAAUCAAACUUUAGGAAGAGAGUGUCUAUAGGAAAGCUUCCACAAGUAUUGUGUAUUCACUUGCCUCGUACACAGUGGCUAGACAAUGGAGCUCUGCUCAAACGUUAUGACCACGUCAGUUUUCCAGAGACACUUCACAUGGACCAAUAUUUGUACUGCAAUCAAAGGAAAGAAAAAGGUGACGAGAUUCGUGGCCUGUCUGGAGGUGUGGAUGCUACAUUAAAAAUGUUGAGCCAAGCUGUCAAACCAGUAGCAGCGCCCACAUCUGCCCCAGUCAACCUGCUGAGGACACUGAAUUAUGACCAGCAGUUCACUCGCACUGGUUUGUUUGUCCACCCCGAUAGAUCUCCCCAGAUACCUAGAGAACUCAGUGAUGUCAACCAUAAUGCACCACCUGAGAUAGCUAAAUCUGGAUCUACCGACUUCUCCUAUAAGUUGGCAGCUGUGGUGUGCCACCUUGGAGAUGUCCAACUGGGUCAUUACGUGGCGUACAGGCGCGGGAUCCACUCUGGAGAGAAUGGGAACCAAGCCAUCGGUGCUGGGGACAUGGGGAAUAAAUGGUGGCUGACAUCCGAUUCCACUGUGACUAGAGUCUCAUUACAACAAGUUCUGUCCUCUGAAGCCUACAUGUUGUUCUAUGAGAGGUAUUGAUCCACAUACUGAAGUAUUACUGCCUGCCAAAACGUAUACAUUAGUAUCCAACAUGUUGAUGUUACUAUCUAGCAUCACUUCUGAUAUCAAGAGCCGCUGCACUGCUUGUACCAACUGAUCUUUUUCUUUUUAUGUCAGACACAUAGGUAAAUGUGCUUGAGUAAAUAGUGUCAUUUAGAGCACUUUUUAGUGGCUAGAAGUACUGCAACUGUUGGCCAAUGUCAAUAGUGUAUUCACUUCUUGCUGAGAUAUUUCUCAGUUUCACUAUAUUGAUAUUCACUUUUGAUCAUUACGAUGCUCACUUUGAUCAUUAAAAUUUUUGUCAGUAGUUUUCAUGGCUUUAAGAAUCAAAAAAAUGUUAGCUAUUUUAUUCUAAUUUAUAUGUUGACAGCUUCAUUUUUUAACCCUAACCCUUAGUACUUUAAAACAGUCUGGUCUGCUGAUACACAUCUCAAAUGUGUUUGAAAUAAAAGUCUUGUUUCUAAUGAUCAUUUAAAUCUCAGAGUUGUCUGAAAUCCAGCUGCAAACAGUGGUUUGUUGUGUCUUGCGUGUAUAAAGUUUUUCCAGUGUACAUAGUCACAAACUAUGACUGUGAUUGAAUUUUUUAAAUCCAUACAUUUGUUGAUGCUCAUUUGAUUCUACAUUGAAAUCAAGUUGCAUAUGUUGGUUUUUUUUCUUCAUUAUCCUGCUUCAAGCCUUUUAUUUUCAUUUAAGAUUAUACUUGUAUCUUUUUUUCAAAUGUAUGUUGACCUUUUUUAUGAUUUAAACAUGAGACUCUUAUAACUAAUUUUAGAGGAUACCAUGUAUUUCAAAGGUCACACUUUUUUAUCUGAGGUAUUCUUUUUGUGGUUAUAACAGCAUCAUUUGGGAAAAGUCAGUGUGUAAAUGUGCUCAACAAUUGUCCCCAAACAUCUGGCAAUUCUGCUUAAAAAUAAAUUUUAGUUCAUCACUAGCUUACAAAUAAAAUGUGGACAUUGGAAAAAGAUAUCCACUACAAAGCUCAGAGCGAAACAUUGUUGAUUUUUGAUAGAUCUUAUUACUCCAAUAUAUGUUUUUGUUGAGUUGAUAAAUGUGUGUGCAAGGCAUUGACUGACUUUAUAAGGAAAGAUCUUGUGCCAUGAUGACAUUGUCUUCAGCAUUCAAUCAAAAGAUAUUAUUUAUUUGGAACUGGUCUCAACGUUUGUAUGUUUAUUGUAUGCUGUAUGUAACCUUGUUCUUUCAGAUGUGUUCCUUGACAGAUUUGUUAUUACAUUUUUUUUGGCGUCCUAGUCUUGGUUACAAAUUGGACAUUGUAGCUGUGGCAUUGAGAUAUUAUUUAAAACAAUCAUUGUAGCUGUGGCAUUGAGAUAUUAUUUAAAACAAUCAUUGUAGCUGUGGCAUUUUGACAUAGAAUAGUAAACAAUAGUUGGUUGUAACAGUUUGUCAUACUAAUUGUCUGAAAUGUAAAUAACAAAGAUUUCCUUUAGAUCUAAGGCCAACCCAAACCAAUUUUUUUCUGAAAGUUAAAGUGUGUGGGUUAGAUUUUUUAUACAACAAAUUUUAUACAACAAAUAUUGUACCUUCAUUUUUUUUAAUGAUAGAAUUUUAACAUUUAGAGCAUUAUAAUAAUUAAGAUCUAAAAUGAAUAGAUUUUAGGAUAAUAUGUUUAGUUUUAUAAGAAGUAUAUUUAGUGCAUUUUAUUUUCAAUAUUUAAAAACUUGUGCUGAUAAUUGGCAUUUUGUGGCUAAUAAUAUAUUUCUUGUGUGGCUGGUGCUUGGCUUUUAGUUUGACUUUGAGACCGAUGUGUUGAAGAGAGUGUCAAGUCUGUUUGAGGUGAAUGAGAAAACUAAAAGUGAACUGUAGUUUUGCUUCAGUGUCAAGUAAUCCUUCCUUUCAUCCAUUGUCCCAAGUCCAUCCAGAUCAAAUGGCUGUUGUCAAUCUAGUCUAAUGAAACCAGUCAGCUGUAUAGAUAAAUGUCUUGUUUAUAUGUUGUAGCUAUAUUAUAAUAUAGGUUCUGUUCCUCGUCUCCAUAACUAGCUAAGAAAAGCUACUUGUAGUUCUACUGAUCAUGACAUUUUAAACCAAUAGUUUUUUUUGUUUCAGAUAUUUCUCUUUCUCCUUACUAGCUUGUACCGUGUCCUUUUACUUGCUAAUGCUAAUCCAGUUUUGUUUGUUAUAAUGAAUCUAUUUUCUUCUGGUUGUAGAAAAGCUUUUGAAUAUGUGAAUUUUGUUUCCCAUACAGAACAUUAAAGUUUUAAACAUGUUUUUAA